Molecule: messenger RNA, 2595 nt
Organism: Mizuhopecten yessoensis (Yesso scallop)
Lineage: Eukaryota; Metazoa; Mollusca; Bivalvia; Pectinida; Pectinidae
Product: paternally-expressed gene 3 protein-like
Exons: 1
Coding region: 1-2595 (864 amino acids)
Source: RefSeq, a predicted model, not a curated record
AUGACAAAAAGCCCCACAGAGUCAACAUACAAGGUCAAACUCGGAACCUAUGGUAUAACGAAAAGCCCCACAGAGUCAACAUACAAGGUCAAACUCGGAACCUAUGGUAUAACGAAAAGCCCCACAGAGUCAACAUACAAGGUCAAACUCGGAACCUAUGGUAUAACGAAAAGCCCCACAGAGUCAACAUACAAGGUCAAACUCGGAACCUAUGGUAUAACGAAAAGCCCCACAGAGUCAACAUACAAGGUCAAACUCGGAACCUAUGGUAUAACGAAAAGCCCCACAGAGUCAACAUACAAGGUCAAACUCGGAACCUAUGGUAUAACGAAAAGCCCCACAGAGUCAACAUACAAGGUCAAACUCGGAACCUAUGGUAUAACGAAAAGCCCCACAGAGUCAACAUACAAGGUCAAACUCGGAACCUAUGGUAUAACGAAAAGCCCCACAGAGUCAACAUACAAGGUCAAACUCGGAACCUAUGGUAUAACGAAAAGCCCCACAGAGUCAACAUACAAGGUCAAACUCGGAACCUAUGGUAUAACGAAAAGCCCCACAGAGUCAACAUACAAGGUCAAACUCGGAACCUAUGGUAUAACGAAAAGCCCCACAGAGUCAACAUACAAGGUCAAACUCGGAACCUAUGGUAUAACGAAAAGCCCCACAGAGUCAACAUACAAGGUCAAACUCGGAACCUAUGGUAUAACGAAAAGCCCCACAGAGUCAACAUACAAGGUCAAACUCGGAACCUAUGGUAUAACGAAAAGCCCCACAGAGUCAACAUACAAGGUCAAACUCGGAACCUAUGGUAUAACGAAAAGCCCCACAGAGUCAACAUACAAGGUCAAACUCGGAACCUAUGGUAUAACGAAAAGCCCCACAGAGUCAACAUACAAGGUCAAACUCGGAACCUAUGGUAUAACGAAAAGCCCCACAGAGUCAACAUACAAGGUCAAACUCGGAACCUAUGGUAUAACGAAAAGCCCCACAGAGUCAACAUACAAGGUCAAACUCGGAACCUAUGGUAUAACGAAAAGCCCCACAGAGUCAACAUACAAGGUCAAACUCGGAACCUAUGGUAUAACGAAAAGCCCCACAGAGUCAACAUACAAGGUCAAACUCGGAACCUAUGGUAUAACGAAAAGCCCCACAGAGUCAACAUACAAGGUCAAACUCGGAACCUAUGGUAUAACGAAAAGCCCCACAGAGUCAACAUACAAGGUCAAACUCGGAACCUAUGGUAUAACGAAAAGCCCCACAGAGUCAACAUACAAGGUCAAACUCGGAACCUAUGGUAUAACGAAAAGCCCCACAGAGUCAACAUACAAGGUCAAACUCGGAACCUAUGGUAUAACGAAAAGCCCCACAGAGUCAACAUACAAGGUCAAACUCGGAACCUAUGGUAUAACGAAAAGCCCCACAGAGUCAACAUACAAGGUCAAACUCGGAACCUAUGGUAUAACGAAAAGCCCCACAGAGUCAACAUACAAGGUCAAACUCGGAACCUAUGGUAUAACGAAAAGCCCCACAGAGUCAACAUACAAGGUCAAACUCGGAACCUAUGGUAUAACGAAAAGCCCCACAGAGUCAACAUACAAGGUCAAACUCGGAACCUAUGGUAUAACGAAAAGCCCCACAGAGUCAACAUACAAGGUCAAACUCGGAACCUAUGGUAUAACGAAAAGCCCCACAGAGUCAACAUACAAGGUCAAACUCGGAACCUAUGGUAUAACGAAAAGCCCCACAGAGUCAACAUACAAGGUCAAACUCGGAACCUAUGGUAUAACGAAAAGCCCCACAGAGUCAACAUACAAGGUCAAACUCGGAACCUAUGGUAUAACGAAAAGCCCCACAGAGUCAACAUACAAGGUCAAACUCGGUACCUAUGGUAUAACGAAAAGCCCCACAGAGUCAACAUACAAGGUCAAACUCGGUACCUAUGGUAUAACGAAAAGCCCCACAGAGUCAACAUACAAGGUCAAACUCGGUACCUAUGGUAUAACGAAAAGCCCCACAGAGUCAACAUACAAGGUCAAACUCGGUACCUAUGGUAUAACGAAAAGCCCCACAGAGUCAACAUACAAGGUCAAACUCGGUACCUAUGGUAUAACGAAAAGCCCCACAGAGUCAACAUACAAGGUCAAACUCGGUACCUAUGGUAUAACGAAAAGCCCCACAGAGUCAACAUACAAGGUCAAACUCGGUACCUAUGGUAUAACGAAAAGCCCCACAGAGUCAACAUACAAGGUCAAACUCGGUACCUAUGGUAUAACGAAAAGCCCCACAGAGUCAACAUACAAGGUCAAACUCGGUACCUAUGGUAUAACGAAAAGCCCCACAGAGUCAACAUACAAGGUCAAACUCGGAACCUAUGGUAUAACGAAAAGCCCCACAGAGUCAACAUACAAGGUCAAACUCGGAACCUAUGGUAUAACGAAAAGCCCCACAGAGUCAACAUACAAGGUCAAACUCGGAACCUAUGGUAUAACGAAAAGCCCCACAGAGUCAACAUACAAGAUCAAACUCGAUACCUAUGAUAUAACAAAAAGCCGCACAGAGUCAACAUUAAAAUCAAACUCGAUACCUAUGGUAUAG